Messenger RNA from Corythoichthys intestinalis (scribbled pipefish), 11352 nucleotides. It is a transcript of the gene ackr5, whose product is annotated as G protein-coupled receptor 182. Gene Ontology annotation, cellular component: membrane. Lineage: Eukaryota; Metazoa; Chordata; Actinopteri; Syngnathiformes; Syngnathidae. Bases 136 to 1161 code for a protein of 341 amino acids. Gene Ontology annotation, biological process: G protein-coupled receptor signaling pathway. The record is from RefSeq and is a predicted model, not a curated record. The transcript is spliced from 2 exons. Gene Ontology annotation, molecular function: G protein-coupled receptor activity.
ACGGGUUAGAAAGCUGAGAUUGGUGGCCACACCAGGCGCUCACUCGCUUAUCCCUCAUCAACGGAGCAUCAUCUCAGCGCAGCGGCAGUAGCGGAAGAGGAACCAUCAGAAGCAGCAGCUUUGCGGGUCCCCGAAAUGAGCAACUUGUCAGGCAACGCGACGCCUUGGUUCGUGUCGGAGUGCACCCUCCGGCUGGACGCCGAGUGGCGGCGCAUCUGCCUCUUCCUGCUCUACCUCUUCGUGUUCUCGGCCGGGCUGCUGGAGAACCUGCUGGUGCUGUGGGUCAACUGGCGACGGCGGCGCUCGGCCAGCGGCGUCCUCUUCUGCGUGCUCAACGUCAGCCUGUCCGACCUGAUGGUGAUGGGCGUUCUGCCCUUCUUCAUGCUGGAGGUGACGGUGGAGCGCGUGUGGCUGUGGGGGCGCUUCCUCUGCAAGCUGAGCAGCCUGGUCUAUGGCGUCAACUUCUACAGCAGCUCUUUCUUCCUGGCCGCCGCCACGCUGGAACGCUACCUUGCGCUGUCGUCCCGACCCGCGCUCUUCCGAGGCCGGCGCCGCUGGGCCCUCUGCGCCGGCCUCUGGCUCUCCUCGCUCUUGCUGGCCCUUGUGGAGAACAUCCACGUGGAUCUGUUGGAGUGGGACGAGCCGGGCUGCUACAUGCUCCCCGAGGGCAACUACGUGGAGUGGUUCGUCUCGGUGGCCUUCCUCUGCCUCAUCUUUCAGUUCCUGGGGCCCGCAUCGAUCAUCGUGGUCUGCAACACGCUGAUGGCCCGCGCCUUGCGGACGGCAGCGCCGCAGGAGCAGCGUCGUGACCGGCGGGACGUCUUGCUUCUGCACGUUUACUCGUUGGUCUUCCUGGCCUGCUGGCUGCCCUACCACCUGAUCAUGACCCUAAUGAUCAUUGCCGACCUGGCGCCCCACGUCUUCAGCUGCAACGUAGUGGAGUUUGUUUACUUCUCCUUCAGCGUGGUGCAGAGCUUCUCCCUCUUUCACUGCGUGGCCAAUCCCAUCCUCUACAACUUCCUCAGUAAGAGCUUCCGCGACAACCUGGUCAACGCCCUGGUCAGCCAUCUGCCCGUCGCUGGGGCCGGUGCCGGGGAGGCAGCCCUGCCCCAGCGUAAGUUGAGUAACGGCAGCACCGUGCAGUCCGACGCCGGGCAGUGAUUGUCUGAUCCGUUCCCCUUGGGAGGUACGGUGGCUGAUAAGUGAAAAAAUGUAUAAGGCCACAUCAAAAGAAUUAUAAAGUUGCAGACAAUGUACACAAGGAAAACAUUUAAUCAUAUCCAUAAAUAACAUGAAAAUAAAAUUACACAGCUAUAGUGGUCAAUGGCAACCAAUGAGUUUAAUUUGGGGGCAUUUCUGGGUCACUUCCUGUUGAUUUUGGGGCAUUUCUGGGUCACUUCCUGUUGAUUUUUGGUUACAGAACAGGAAGUGACCCGAGAUUUGUUUCAAAUGAAUAGGUAGUGACUCAAACAAUAACUCUAACAACUGUAAAUGCCAUAAAAUGAACAGAAAGUUACCUACCUGUAAAUGCCAUAAAAACUGGAAAGACUGGCUUCGACUGCUCUGGUUUCCAAUAAACGAACGUUCAUGUGCGCAGGUCUUAAUGCACAAUUCUGAUUUUUUGUGAUAUACAGUGGUACCUCUACAUAUGAAGUUAAACAUAUGAAAUUAAUUUGCUUUGCUAUAAAAGUUUACAAUCAUCGGCAGCGCAACGAUGCGACACCAAAUGGGAUUUUACAGAUCACGCCAGUACAAAUCUCCGGCGGAAGUCAACCAUUGCCAUUAUAAACGUAUUUAUCAUAAAAAAAACUUAACUGGGCAGGCGCUCUGGAAACAAAUCACAGGCAGGAGUACCGUAGUAUUCUGUGCAAAUUGUCAAUUUCAACACACACUAAUUGUGAAGAAAUACUCCUCUGUUUUAAUUUUGAAUUUCCUUUUAUUAACAUAGAUGACGGAAAUCUGAGGCAUCGGAAACACAGCUACUUAAAUUAUAAUACUAUCAUUCAACCAAACAAACAAAUGCAGAACAAUUACAAGACUAAUACAAUAUACUGCAUCGCUGUGUACACAUAUAACCCAAUAUACAACAGAAGACACAUGAUCGACAUUAACAGGAGAUAAACUUACAGAAAGGUGUGUUGAGCCACGUCUAUUAGAACUACUUAUUGUGGUCUGUGACUGCCUGAACUCUUGCCAAACCGUCAACCCAGUAGAUGGCAGUGAUGCCCCAUGAUACAAGGGGUAAACUGCCAACAAGAAGAACUACUCCUUCUCUCCCUACUAGUAGGAGCCACGUCAAUGCAGGCUGGUGCUGCCCCCCAGCGGCCGGAGCGAUUCUGUACAAAUUGAUCCUGUGAAAAAUUAUAAGAACCGGACAUUUUCAUGAAUUCAUUAAACCUGGGCAAACGACGAGGACACGGCAUGAAACAAUGACUUGUCCGGGCAAACGAGGACGUUUGGUCACCCUACCCAAGAGCCGCGUUCAAGCUAGGCGCUAAUUCCUAUUCCAAUUUGGUGGACUUGACAGUUCAGACCGCAGCCACAUUCUGGAAAAAUGAGGCCCUGAUCAGAUUUUAACCACAUACAAAAGUGACCUAGAUCAGAUUUGAAAUGGUCCACUUUUAUGCGACUUUUACCGUUCAGACCGUCAAAUUAAUGCCUCACUCUAGUCGGAAAAACACAAAAAAAGUAGACCUGCAGUAUGAACCUAGCCUAAGUGGAUUGGGCGUCUAGCUCACAGAGACACUACUUUAGUGGAAGGUUUUGGUAGCAACUUGUUGGUUCCUUUUUGUUUGUUAACCAGUGACACCUUUUUAAAACAAUGAUCAGAGGUGGGUAGAGUAGCAAAAACUCAAAACUCAAGUAAGAAUAGUGUUUCUUUAAAAUAAUAUUACUUAAGUAAUAGAAAAAUUAGUCAUCCAAAAAAUGUACUUAAGUUCAAGUGUUUGGUGAAAAUAAUACUCAAGUAAUGAGUAACACUGUGAGUAACUGCUUAUAAUUUUGUGGAUUUUUUUUUUCUGAGCACAAAGUUAUCUAUAUGAACUGUUGUUAUCAUGAUACUGUACAAUAACCCAUUACAUAACCACAUUAAGCCAAAGAAAUGCAAAAAAAAAAAAAAAAAAAAUCAUUGAAUUCCGACGACAGAAAAAAAAAAUACAUAAAUGAAGCAUUAUUCGUCCAAAGAUCAUGACUGCCCUCUGGUGGAGAAAAUAGUUCCUAGUUUAAAUAGUUUAGAGUUCCUUCAUUACUCUUUUAAAAUUAAAAGGUUCAUAUCUCUGGUUUUCCGUGGUCAUUCGGUGCCAAAUUAAAACCUGGGAGAGAGGUUAAAGUCAGCGCUUUCGAAUCAUGUUAAGGGCAGCGCUCUAUAUCAAAUACUUCAUUUUUUACGGUGCUUUAAAGACACCACAUGAUUGACCAGGCUGGCGUGAAGAUAGAACGGCAUGCUUGCCUCUGAUUGGUAUAAUGGCAUCAAGGGCGUAGGUUUGCAUCGGGACAGUACGGACAUAACACUACCAUCUUUUCAGGAUACUCAAAUUGUCCCCACCAACUUUUAAGCAACCUUAUUUGCAUUAUAUAAUGACUUCUGUUAUAUAGGUGAUUUAGAUCGAUUCAUUGUCUUCCCAUAUGUUGUAAGGAUAGAACUGACCCUACCAUUAUUAAGUGAAUUACAGUACUUUUAUUAUGUUCAGACUUUUACAUUGACCCCGUUUCACUGGCUGAAUGUGCCAGUCCUUUUUCCCCCUGAAACGCAUGUUUGAUUGGCUUGAAACACACAUGCAUUUACAGCCCGACAGAAAUACAACGUGCCGCCUCCACCACCAGCAGCCACUGUAAUUAAUGUAAAGAGACGUCAAUGUUGUGGAGGUGGGCAACACACCACUCAUUUUGCAAUUGAUUUUCCGACCUGCAUCAGCGUUACCAUAACAUUUAUUCGUGCGACUUUCUCAAACUCUCCUCCUGUAUGUUUUCGUUAAAGGGGAACUUUGAAGUAAGGUUGGCCAACCAUGUUUUUGAAUAAUAUCAAUGGCUAAACAAUUAUAAGCAUAUUUUCAUUUUUUUUUUUUAACGCAACCCUUCCAGAUUCUUUGUUUAACCCAUAGCAACGCCCUUGACAACGAAAAUGCUUUUCUUCGGCAAUCUUCGGAAAUCUUCGGAAAUUACGUCACACCUAGACGUGCGAGGGAAGUCCACCAUAGAACAGUAUUGUUUGUUACAUUGCUUCUCGGUAAGAUGCCACAGCGGUGUGUGGCGAUGUUUUGUUCUCGCUCAAACGAAAAGUUGUAUGAGUGGCCAACGGAUAGCAGGGCACGUAAAUGGACAUCUUUCGUUUGCACGAAGCGAAUGAAUUUCACGCCAUCAUCGAGUAGUGUUCUCUGCUGCAAACACUUCGAAGAUGCCUGCUUCCUUAACCGGUCUGCUUAUGAUCAAGGAUUUGCCAAAAAGUAAGUGUGAUUUUUGGAUAGAUGACUGAUGACUUUGUCAAAGCAUAGCUGCCUACUGUUGUGGAAUUGAACAGUAUAAGCUAUGAGAGCCGCUGACAGGUGACAGCUGAAAAAUAGCGUGUUGGUUUAGCGUAGCCAUUGAGUCAAUCUCGCAGCGAAUCAGCGAGUGAAUCAUGGGAAAUGUAGUCUCGGGACAACACUGAAGUGGUGCUUUGUAAUCUGUUCGCUUGUGUGAAAAAACUACAUUUCCUCACGCCAUUAGACGCCAAUUCCUGCAGAGAGCUGUGCCGAGCUGUGUUCUAACUUUUCCAUAAGAACUGCUCCAUGUGUUAAUAAAGAGACAAGGUUGUCAGCGCGUCGUGUGUUCGAUACAUUUGUAAACAAAAAGCUCAUAACAAGACACUAUGCACAAUCUGUUUAAGAGACGCUGGAGUGGGAGGCGAGGAGGAGAUCGGCGAGAAGCAAAACUUCGCGGUCGAAUGUGGCGGCAGUCCGCUAUUAUUUUGUUUUCUUAUUGUUGCCACAAUAAAGUGGAGAAAGCCAUCGAAGACUCAUCUCCUUCUUUCCCCCCAAUGUUUUUAUAGUAUUAUUUUAUAUGCACGAGAGCUGCCGGAUCUGCCAAAAUGAACAUGAAGUCUGAUUAUUAUUUUUUUUAACAAUGUCAUCAGAUAGACAAAAACAUGCCUGCAUUUUCAAAUCAUAAAAAUAAUAACAGCCUAUAUCUUACCAAUGUUGUAAUCUCGAUGGGUCUUGUAUCCAUUCCAUGUCAGGUAGUCUAGGUACACUGUUUGCAUUCUGAUUAGCGUCUGGCUAAUACAUGUUAGAUCCAACAUAAAAUUCCAAGCUCUUCUUCUUCCUCCAACUCUUCAAAAACUUGGAUCUCCUCCCUUGCGCUCGGUCUAUCGCUUAUAUCGCUGUUUGAAUCAUUGUUUGAAGGGCUUUGUUUGGCGGCCGUAUGUAUGGAGCUGCCAACGCUGUUCCCGGUGUGACGUAUCACUUCCGGGUUCGUCCCCUUUCAGGCUCGAACUUCGGAAACGCGAUUAUUUUGUCAAAUAUACAACAUAUAAAUUAUGUUUUCAUGCUUUAUUUGGUGGACAAUGUUUAAUUACUUUACUUGUGACCCUAUUUGGCAUGUGAAGAAAUUAGUUCACACUACAGCUUUAACGUUAAACUGUUAGAAAUGUAGUGAACCAAGGUCUCCCCAAUUUUGAUUUUUAUUUUAUUCAUGUGGUCUUAAAGCUGCCCAAAUUAAGGAGCUUUCAUUUUUUGUUGCGUUUGGCUGUGACAAAAGCAGUAGUGUUUUACAUGAAGGAGGCUCCAUUUUUAUUUAUUUUUGUUAUUCCCUGACUAGGAAGUUUUUUUCAUCAUAUUUAAUUCAUCUAGACAGACAAUUUUGAGUGGUAUAAGGCAAAUGUUUAUUUUUUUGGAUUCCUGAAUACUUAAGAGAUGAUUAACAAGUUUGUAUUUCUUGUGUAUGUGUUCUAAUAUUGCAAUUUAAAUGUAAAUAAAAUCCAGACAUUCAUUCUGGAAGCUUUCGUAAUGUUUCUUUAGUAGUGUUUGAAAACAUAGAUUUGAAUCGAACGGUGCAUCUCCUGAACCAAUACACAUGCACAGCAAAAAAACCCUCUUUAAAAUUGUUUUAAAAAAAACAAACAAAACUUUAAAUUCCCUUGUUUUCAGUGUAAAUCUACAAAAAAAUAAAUAAAAUUAAAUGAAAUUAAAGUGAAAUUAUCUGCCAAUGCUUCAAGUAAAUUUUACCCAGACUUCUUGAAAUAGAAAAAUAGCUAGCUGACAAUAAGCUCAAUAGACUUAUUUUAAGCAAAAUGUUUGUAUACGUAAUAAAAAAAAACUAAAAAUAAAAAAAAAUACAGGUUUGUCAGAAAUGUUUUUAAUUCAAGAACAGAUACUGUUCAAAACAUUAUUUGAAAGAAUUUUUUCUUGAGUUAGGUGAAAAACGACCAACUUUUAGUAGGAAGGAAUAUUAAUUUAAAGUAAGUGGAAGAAUCUGAUGAUUUCAUCUGUUAACUAGCCUUUAACACUCAAAACAAAAUGGAGAAAAUGAUUUGACUAGAUUUAAGAAAAAUGAUCAGAUGAAGAUGUUAUAAAUUUGCAGUGUGAAAGUUUGUAUAAGUCAAUGCAGAUUUAUUUUGCAUUAAUCAUUUAGCCGAUCAAUUAAUUAGGUUCAUAUUAUUGAGAAAUGUAGCCCUGACACCCAUACACUCAAUCUGGUCAUAUGAAUGUGCCAUCCCUAGAAAAAAAGCGUACAUGCAGGUUAUGCUGUUAUACUGUCCCUACCAAUAUUGACACCAAACCUACGCCCUUGAAUGAAGUCAUGUGAUCAUUGUUGCGACGUAUCAUUGGUGAAAUCGGUAGUGCUACCCCGGUAAUACACCAGGCACAUCUCUACUCUUGGCAUCGCUGGGAAAAAAAAAAUCUAAUAUGUAAGAUAAAAGAGGAAAAAUGCAAUGACUUUUGUGUAGCAGAGUAAGAGUAGCGUUUUUUUUCUUCACAAAUCUACUCUGUAUAAGUAAAAAGUAUAGCUAAAUGUAAAGUAAAUGUAACCGAGUACAUGUAAUGCGUUACUACCCACCUCUGACGAUGAUGGAUUCUUGGCAGGAGCAUAUCAAUAACCUUUUGGGAUACAAAGAAUCACGAUAUAUCACCAUUUCGAUAUUUUGUCACACCCUUAUUAUGAGAUCAUUGUUAACAUGAGCCUUGUAUUGCAAAUCAUAUCGUAUCGUAAGGUACCCAGUGGUUCCUAGCUAAAAAAAAAAUGUUAAAAACUUUUUUUGUUUGCUGUUCUUCUGCGUGAUUGGAAUUUGCCGCGGUGGCCAGUUUAAAGGAUAACACAAACCGGAUGAGCCGCUGUCCGGACAAUGUAAGGAAGAGGCCACCGUCCGACAGCGACCUUUACGAGGGGUGCAGAACUCCCCCUUUCAUCGAAAAAACAAAUAUGGUUUAGUCAGCACCGACCCGCUGGAUCAUCAUCGGAUGUAGUCAGGCGUCGGGAAGAAUUCCACACGUGACCAGGCAACUUUUCCACUAUGUUUUUGCUAAAGUCAUUUACAUAGUCAUGUGAAAAAAUGAGGACACUCCAUGAAAUAUUCAGUUUUUCAUUAGAAAUGUUCACAUAUCGAUGUCUGAUCUUGUUUUUCUUUAUUUCUGGAAAAGAAAGUGAUUGAAUUGCAGGUAAACAACAAAUAUUAACAUUGUUUUACUCAUUAAACCAAAUUAAUCAACAAAAAUGCAUAUUCUAACUGAGGAAAAAGUUAGGACACCCUACCAACUAUGAGCUAGUGUUUUCCCUUUUGGCUGAAAAAACUUCAGUGAGAUGCUUUUUGUAGCCAGUCGGUCUGAACAAAGUUUGCCCCUCUCCUCAACACAGAAUGCUUUCAGCUGUGAGAUGUUUGAGGGGUUUCUUGCAUGUAAAGCCCGUUUCAACUCACUCCACAGCAUCUCAAUGGGAUUAAGAUCUGAGCUUUGACUCGGCCAUUCCAGGACCAUUUCAGCCAGUCCUUUGUGGAUUUAUAGGUACGUUUUGGGUCGUUGUCAUGUUGCAGGGUCCAGUUUCGUUUCAGCUUUAAUUUUUUCACAGAUGAUCGCACAUGUUCUUCAAGCACCCUCUGAUACACGAUAGAAUUCAUGGUGGACUCUAUCAUGGUGAGCUGGCCAGGUCACGCUACAGCAAAGCCUCCCUAAACCAUGACACUUCCACCUCCAUGCUUCACAGUUGGUACAAGGUUCUUUUCCUGGAAUGCUGUAUUGGGUUUACAGCAAACAUGUCCUCUGUUCUGGUGUCCAAAUAAUUAAAUUUUAGAUUCAUCUGUCCAAAGAAUAUUAUUCCAGAAGUGCCUACAUUCACUCUGGCAAACCUCAGUCUGGCCUUCAUGUUCUUCUUGGCGAGCAAAGGUUUCCACUUUGCACACCUCUCAUGAAGGUCAAACUUGUGAAGUCUCUUUCUGAUUGUAGAGGCAUGCACUUUCACAUCAACAGUUGCAAGAGCCUGCUGCAGGUCCUGUGAUGACAUUUUAGGGUUUUUAGACACUUCUUUUAACAUCUUGCGGUCUGCUCUCAGGGUGAACUUGGUUGGAUGGCCAGACCUGUGCAUUUUGGCAGUUUGUUUUGAAUGUCCUCCACUUGUAGAUUAGUUUACGGACAGUGGAAUGGCUGAUUUUACAUUCUCUUUAGAUCUUUGGAAAUCCCUGACCAGAGUCACAAGCGUUUACAAUCUUCUUUCUACAGGCCUCAAACAGCUCCUCUGAUCUCACCGUGGUGUUUUCUCUCACUUUAGCAGUCAGAGGCACACCAAACUAAAUGUGAGGUUUAAAUAAGACAAGCCUCCUUCAAAACACUGGGUAAUGAUUUUCUCAUCAUAUGCACCUCAUUUGAUACCCCUGUGUAUUAUUAUUGUGUUAUUUUAGCCAUUUUAAGUGGGAUUGAGUGUGGGGGUGUCCUCAACAGAAAUUGCAUUUAUUUAAAAUAACAUCUUUUUUUUCCAUUUUAAUUUUAAAUAGUUGUAUUGAAUCUCUCAAGAUUGUUAAAAUUGAUAUUAAAUAUCCAUACAACGAAAUAUGUUAGAAGACACACAGGCUUCCAUAGGGUGUCCUAAUUUUUUCAAAUGACUGUACGUCAUGGAAAACGACCUCAAAUCUGUCAAAGGCCACAUUGGGUUUCUCCGUGAUUUCGGUUAACUUGUACAGGGUGAACCACCAAAAAAAAAAAAAAAAAAACUUUUAACAAUCCAGUAAACCCUGUAUUAGCUUUUAUUUAAUCACGAGAUGAGCUCAUUCCUUGCUUUAAAACACAUUGGGAGUGCUUUCACAGAGCAUUCAUAGCCUGUCUUUUGUGUGAAUAUUUGCAGGUCACAUCUUGUUCAUUUUAGGCUAUUUACCAUUUACUUCCUGUUGAUUUGAUGCAGUUGUGCGGGAAGUGGGGUGCUGAGGGCGCUGCAGCAUCCCCUGGUGUUGGGGAGGGAAAAAGUGUUUUGGUAGAUUUUAUUUUUUGUGUGUUUAAAAUAAAUAAAUAAAUAAAACAUAUUGAAUAGACAGUACUGUACUUACAUAUGACACAUACCUGUCAACCCGAGGCCGUUGGCAAUCUUACAAAUAGUGACGAAUGCCCUUACAAAUUGGUGACUAAUCUUACGUUUUAUAUGGCGUGACAUAUGAAACAAAAAUAAAACUAUUUUUAAAACAAUAUGAAUUUUUUGGUAAUAUUGUCACAUAUGAUGCGGUUGGUGUUACCUUUCAUGUUUGUUUUUUUCCUAAAAAAAAAAAAAACAAAACAUAGUAACCUUUGCUAUGUUUGGAAGUCAUUUAAUGUUGUGAAUCAACCAUUAAAGUUGUUAAAUUGCUCCCGUUUUUGCAUUAGUUCCCUUCUGUCUACUUUCGACAUGUGAAAGUUUAAAAUUGUUUCAUCAUUUAAAGAUAGAUUCAAGUCAAGAUUUUGCCGAUUUAGGAGCAUUUUAGAUAAAAAGUUAGGUUCGCUAGGAAGGUUCACUAUAACAUAGCCUUUCUGAGAAGUCUACUGCUUUAAGAUGGCGGCUGUUUACUAAUGCCGCCGAGUCUGUCAUUUUGCAUCUAGUUUUAUAUGCAUGUGAUAUCUAGCCUAGCAUUAAGGAAAUAUUGGAGCCACCUAGCCUAACCUCCUUCCCACUCCCACGCUUCUCUUUCUUUUUUUUUUUUUCAUAACCUGCAUGCACACUUUUGCUGGGGACGGGACAUUCUCAAUCAUCAAUGCAUAAUAAAUCUGUAUUGACUUAUACUAACCUUUAUGUGUAUUGGUUCAGCCUACAACAUUCAAUUCAAACCUUUGUUUUCAAAAAUUACGAGAAUACGAAUAGAGAAGCAUUUUGAAAACUUCCAGAAAAAAAAUCAUGAUUUUAUGAUCAAAUUUAAAUUGUUUGUUUAAAUUAUUUGAACAUAAAUUAUAUUUGCAAACACAAUAAAUACAAACUUGUUAAUCAUCUCUUAACUCUCCAGGCAUGCAAAAAAAAAAAAAAAAAACCAUUUGUCUUAAGACCACUAAACAUUGUCUAAAAAAAGAAAUUAAAUAUAACUGAAAAUUUAUCAGGGAAUAACAAAAUAAAUAAAUAAAUAAUGGAGCCGUUCUUCAGGUAAAAUACUACUGCUUUUUUCCACAAGCACAUCCAAACUCAACAAAAAAAAAGAAAGCUCCUGUGGGCUCACAUAAAUAAAAGUAAUAUUCGGGAGAAGGGGGUAAAACUCAGUUCACCACAUUUCUCACAGUUUAAUUAACGUUAACAGUAGAAAACACAUAAAGGAUGUUUUGCAGGUAAGCAAGUUCACACCGUUUAAUGUUCUGAUAGGUCUGAUGCAGGUCAGACUUUUAGUGGCAAAAUUAGUGGUGUGUUCCCCACUGCCACAACAUUGACAUCUUUUUACAUUUCAUACAGUGGCUGCUAUUGGCAGAAAAAAAAAACCUUCUAAAACCCUAAUAUCUAAUGUUUGUUUGUACUGUAUGUCUGGGGGGAAAUGCGAAACGUCCUACACAAUACUCAGCAUGCUUGCGCAAGCAUUCGCAUAAGAGCUGAAACGUAACGUUAGCCCUGCGAAGGGCUAGGUUUCUAUUAGUUAUGACCACUGUCGAUGCGUGGCUAAUGUGUCUUACAUACAGGCUUCAUUUAAUCUGUGAAAACAGCGCUGUAGAGUGAUGAGGGUGUAAAAUAAAAACUUAACAGCGCUAACUGUCAAUUUUAGCUCAGUAGUCAUUGCUGGAUAAAACACCAAGUAGCACUGGUCCCUAAUGUGCUCCGACUUACAGUUUCGACUAACUUAAAACUUAACUAGAACUUAAAAUAGCGUGACACAAAUGGAAAUUCAAUUGAAACACGUGGGAAAAACACCUAACUUUUAAGUGAUGUGUGUUAUCAAGCGUAAUGGCAUUUUUA